This is a messenger RNA of Peniophora sp. CBMAI 1063, 1416 nucleotides long. Lineage: Eukaryota; Fungi; Basidiomycota; Agaricomycetes; Russulales; Peniophoraceae. The record is from the annotation of a GenBank genome assembly.
AUGCUGCCCUCAAUAGCUGCUCUCGCUCUCGCUUCGUACGCCGUGGCCGCUCCGGCGCCUGAGCCCUUACCAGGCUCCGCAAUACACAUUCCGGUCACUAGGCGCACUCCGUCCCUGCGCAAAGAGAAUGGCGACGCGGACACGGAGCGAAUAAGCGCGAUAAUAGACGGUGUACGGGGGAAGUACUACGGCGUGUCCAGCAGCUCGAACCGCGGGUUGGACCGCAGGCAGAGCAACGGGACUGGAAUUCAGAUCACGGACGUCGGCUUCGAUUCGUCGUACACCGGUACUGUGGGCAUCGGUACACCAGCGCAGAACUUGGAUGUCGUGUUGGAUACCGGUUCAAGCGAUCUUUGGGUGGCGACGACGGGAUGUACGUCAUGUCCGAGUGGAACGACCGAGUUCAACACCGGCGGCUCGUCAUCGUACAAGUCCUCGGGAAACUCCGUCACAUUCCAGUACGGCUCAGGGCAGGCGUCGGGUACGGCUGGGACAGAUACCGUCUCUAUGGGAGGCUUCACCGUCAAUGGUGGCACAGUCACCGGCGUGACCACGGUAUCGAACAAUAUCAUCAGCGGUCCCGUAUCCGGUAUCAUGGGUCUUGGCUUCCAAGCGCUGUCAAACACUCAAUCAACGCCUUUCUGGCAAUCCCUUCUCAACAAUGGUCAACUGGCCAAUUCCGAGAUGUCCUUUUACAUCGCACGCAACGCCGCUUCCGUCACCUCGAACGACGAUGAGACCAAUGGCGGUGUCUUCACACUCGGUGGCACCAACUCCACCUUGUUCCAGGGCGAUAUAGACUUCAACGAUUUCCCCAGUGGAAGCCAACCGAGCUAUUGGCUGCAGACGGUGUCGCAGUUGACGUUGAAUGGGAACACGGUGGAUAUUGGAAGUGCGAGCAGUAAUCUGGCGGCUAUUGACACGGGCACGACGUUGCUUGGUGGACCGACGCAGGCGGUUGAAGCGUUCUGGAGUCAGGUGUCGGGCUCGCGGUCAUUGUCGAACGGCAUGUGGGCCUUCCCUUGCGACGCGGAUCUGAGCGUCACCAUCUCUUUCGGCGGCAAGUCUUGGCCCCUCAAGUCCGAGGAUAUUAACUUCGGCAACAUUGGGCAAGGCUACUGCCAAGGUGCGAUCUUCGACGUCACCCAGGGAGCUACAACGAACCAGAACACUCCCUCGUGGAUCGUUGGUGACACGUUCCUCAAGAACGUGUACUCAGUCUUCCGCGCCAGCCCCGGCCCCGCUGUCGGUUUCGCUGAGCUUUCGGGCUCCGCGAGUGCCGGAACGCCUGGCGGACAAAGCAACACGAACUCGAAUGGCGGCAACUCCAGCGGCGCCGUCGCGAAGAGCGCCAAGGGCGUAAGCGCCGUGAUGGUGUUGGCCGCCGCGGCCGCCACGGCUGUCUUCAUGGCAUAG